Messenger RNA from Chenopodium quinoa (quinoa), 438 nucleotides. Its product is annotated as B3 domain-containing transcription factor VRN1-like. NCBI's taxonomy places the organism in Eukaryota, Viridiplantae, Streptophyta, Magnoliopsida, Caryophyllales, Amaranthaceae. The coding region runs from base 1 to 438 and encodes 145 amino acids. Gene Ontology annotation, molecular function: DNA binding. The record is from RefSeq and is a predicted model, not a curated record. The transcript is spliced from 3 exons.
AUGGGUUUAGUCAAUGCCAUCAAUUCAUCAUCACUAACAAAAGAUGAUGAUGUUGCAAUCGACGAGUCCAUGGAGCAGACAGAUGUUGAAAGUAGACUCGAGGCUUACAAAACUAAAAACCCUCAUUUCAAAGUUAUUAUGCAACCUAGCUAUGUCUCUAAUGGAUUUCGAUAUUCAUUUCCAAUUCGUCAUGUGAGAAGACAUUUGAAGCCUUUGGAAGUUCAACAAAUUCAAUUGAAGGCAACAGAUCAUGAGAAGAGCUACCCCGUUAGGUUAAAUUUGUACAAUCACAACAGUCAAGUUUUCGCCGGAUUUGGAUGGAAAAAAUUUGUGCUUAACUAUAAUUUGCAAGCAGGCGACGGUUGUGUUUUUGAGCUGGUCUGCCCUCAGUCCAAUGCUUACAAGGUUACCAUCUUUCGUGUUGCGGCAACUACAUGA